UGAAAAAUUUAAACAAAAUCGCAAAAAUUAUUUUCUGACAGAAUCGGUUAUUUCAGCUGUUUUGGGAAUGUUUUUAAGAAUUUUUUUACCGAAAAACACACAAAAUUUUACUCGUGUUUUAACAAAAUGUCCAUAAAACUUUGCUAGAACGAAAAAAAAUCUAGUAAUCUAAUUAGAAUAUUAAUUAUGAAAGUGAGUUAAAUUUCCUGAAGACGGUGAAUAAAUUUUUCGCUUCCUGCUCUUACAAGAAUUAAUAAUUAAAUCAGCUCAUUAAAAACGCAAGUUUUAACUGUGGUAACACCCCUUUGCCAUCACCAUAACAAUAACGCCCCCUUCCCUCAACCCGUCCACAUAAAUAAUUUAUAAUCCUCUCCUACAACGUUUCACCCACCCUAUUAACUCACCUCCUCAUCUCCAUAUCUCUCCGACACCACAAAAGAAUUUUUUUUCCUUGAGCAACAAAAAAUUAUUACAUUAUCUGCUGCUUGUGAACAUUCCGAGUUCUUCGACCCACUGACUGACUCACGAAAACAUUUAAAAUAAUCCGAUAAUUAAAGACGACUAGAAACGCGUAUCGAAAGAAGAACCUGUUCUUCGUUUCGUCUUCACCCCGAUGCAGUCAAUUGUGGGGAAAAAGAGAAAGAUAUAUAUUUUAGACGAGGUGCUGCAUUCCAAACGAAGGGUUAAAAAACCACGAAGGGAGUCACAGACAGUGAUUUUCGGUUUCAUUGUCCCAGUGCAAGGUGUUUCGAGUAACAGGUCGAUGGUGGUUGUUUAGCUGUCAAGAUGCACGAAAUAGAGCUGUUUUGAUUAGUAGUUGGUUGAGCUUUUGAAAAUGAGUGGGGUCUUGACGGUGUUCUUGCUGCUUGCAGCUCUGUCAAACACCCUUUCUUACCCCACCUCCCACCCCUUACCCGACCGCGUUUUCACCCCCACCACCACCCCCAACAAAACCGUCUCCGACCUCGUCCAACGCCAAACCGACACAAUAAAACAAAUUAUUUCAAACCACAAUCGUGACUAUCCCAUCAUUACCAAAUACCCUGCUGAUGACAAACAAAAAAAACCCGAAACGUCAUUAGAAGACCUCAAAAUCAAAUGCCAACACUUGGCCCGUCUCGCCACCACGCCACCGCCCCGUAACACCACCCCCAGCGGCCAUUACAUCACCGCCGACGGUGUCACCAUCCCCAAAGCCGCCCCCGUUAAAUACAUCAAACUCGAGCCUGUUAUUUUACAAAAGACGAUAAUGAGCGACGGACGCACGGUUUACUAUUGGCAUAAAAGUAUCCCGAGUCAGAUUGCUCCCGCCCCCACAACGACGCCGCCCCCGACGACAAGCGCCGUCCCCGGUGGUUAUAAUUUUCGUAAUUUUUUUCCGUCGUUUUACCCGAUUGGAGGCUCUGAAUCGGUUAGUCAGACUACAACAGAGAAAACGACAACCACGGAAAAACCGCCCCCAGAAGAAGGGGUGCACUUGUACCAACAACAAUUGAAAUUUGUGGUUCCGGUGCCGUAUUCACCACCGGAAGAACAAACAGUGAGGAAACCGUGGGAUUUUGACCAGUUUGCCUAUUAUCCGAAACCGCUUCAACCGGAAAAUGUUAAUUUGCAAGUGCCUUAUGUGCCCACCUUUCAUGUGAUCAAGGCAGUGGCAAUCCCUGAUCAAUAUGAAGGGGGCGAAGACGUCUGAUCAACUGAUUUGGUCACAACUUUUUAAUUAAAAAGACUGAUUAUUGUAAUGUAUAUUUUUUAAUUCAUUAUUUUAUUGGCUUAAAAAUUAUGUAUGUUACUCGUGUUCUUAUAGGUUUAGAGUUUAAAAAAGUAUACUAUAUCUGAUUUUUUUAUUAUUAUUAUGUAGUGGGGUCGGUUUCGUGCAAUUAAAUGUACAAAAAAUUGUCUUUCGAAUAAAGUUUUUUUGA
Tribolium castaneum (red flour beetle) is the source of this 1922-nucleotide messenger RNA. RefSeq lists its product as uncharacterized. The record is from RefSeq and is a predicted model, not a curated record. The coding region runs from base 836 to 1693 and encodes 285 amino acids. The transcript has 2 exons. Lineage: Eukaryota; Metazoa; Arthropoda; Insecta; Coleoptera; Tenebrionidae.